UUCCACGCCUGCUACCAUUCGGUUAGUCCUACUCGUAGUCAGUCGUCGUCGCUUCGAAUUCGAAAGCAAAGAUUGCUAGAUUACCUUAGUUCGGUUUGACAGAAGAAUCAAAUAAAAUCAAAAUGGUCGGUCAGAAUAUGAUUGGUUCGAUUCCGGAGUUCUGCGGUUCGGUCGAUGACUGGAACGUGUACCAGGAACGGUUGGAGCAGUUUUUCGAGGUUAAUGACAUCUUGGAAACGAAGCGGGUGGCCCUGCUGAUCUCGGUCAUCGGAGGAGAUUCGUACAAGACCUUGAGAGAUCUGUGCCACCCGGUGCUCCCGAAGAACAAGACCUUCGAUGAGUUGUGUGCCCUGCUCCGGAAACAGUACAGCCCCCAGGUGGCCGUCUUCCGGGAGCGAACCAACUUCUACAACAGUCGCCAGGAGGGACACGAGAAUGUGACCCAGUGGUUCGGACGGCUCAAGAAAUUGUCGGUUGACUGCAAAUUCGGUGAGAAUCUGGAAGCCAUUUUGCUGGACAAGUUCGUCACUGGACUGCGAAGUGGCCAGAUUAUGGACCGAUUGUGCGAAGAGAACGAAAACCUGACCCUGGAAUCGGCCCUGGAACUGGCCGUGAACAAGGAGUGUGCCAUCAGUGGACAAAAUCAGCAUUAAGUUGGGGGUGUAUGAUUGCAUGUGAGGGUUCGAUGCGAUGCGAGUGCUUGAGUGAAUGUAUGAGUCAUUUGUGGGAUUAAAGUGGUCUCAACCUGACGAAGUGAUAAUCUAGAUUAUUUAUUUUUAAAUUAGAUAAGAUAGCAUUAACAAAUUGAAUAAAAAGCAAGCUAAAUCUAAA
Uranotaenia lowii is the source of this 831-nucleotide messenger RNA. RefSeq lists its product as uncharacterized. The record is from RefSeq and is a predicted model, not a curated record. The coding region runs from base 123 to 653 and encodes 176 amino acids. The transcript has a single exon. Lineage: Eukaryota; Metazoa; Arthropoda; Insecta; Diptera; Culicidae.